AACUUUAGGUUUCUUCAGGUAGAUGAGUUUUUGGAGCGCACUUUAACACUUUAACUGCGGAUCACAGAAGAUAGAUUGCGCAAGUUUUUUUGCUCUCACCAGCAGAAACCAACCGGAUCAGCGAGUCAAGUGCAGCUCCGCGAUGGCACUAAAUCAUGGAUUUUAACUGUGGCAACAUUUCCCUGCUUUUAAUGUGUUUUAAAUGUUUGAAACACGUUGUUCUGGCACCGCGCUGGCAUUUCUUGCCGUCGUGGUGUUUCCUGUGCUGCUGGAAUGUUUCACAAUAUGUAAGUCACUUGUCUGUCCAGAUUAUGUUCAGGGACCCUGUCCUGUCAGUCUGGUCCCCGGAGUCCCGGAGAAGGACUUAAGGGAACCUUACUCUGAAUGUGUCACUGUCCGUGUCUGGAUAAAGUCUGACGACCUCUGUAAGGCCCCGAAGAUUGAAAUUCUCUCAAAAUAUCAAGAGAUAAUAAGGCCUAUAAAAAAGAAAACCCCAAAAAAGUGUGACAAUGAAAGAAAUGAAGGUGAAAAGCGUGUCACAUGUCCCAGAGGUCCCAGAACGUCUCUGUGGGAGCUGGUAUAUGAUUGUGUCAAAGUUGUAGCAGGGAGAGUUGUUACUGUGUCCUACAGCACAACAUCAUCAACCUGCAGCGUCAAUUACACCGUACCAGAUCCCAUUCCAGACUUUGACCUCUCUGUGAACCUGUCGUCUGAAUCCGUCUCUGUCACCGUGGAGCCUGGAGACAAAGUCUACGCCAGAUUGUGCUACCAAAAAUAUGCCGGGAACUGCAACGACCAUACAAUUUCCCCCAGGAUUACUAUCGAUCCAUCUCAGUCUCGCUCCGCUCUUCUUAACAUAACGUACCUGCUGCCCUGUUUGUGCAUGCAGGUAUAUUACACCCGUCCGGAUUCCAUGCGUCGCACACAUUGCCCAUUUCAAAAUAAGAGCCUUGCAAAUGUUGCAGAUGUUUGGCGCUCCUCUGAAGUCACGCUGUAUGAUUCAGGUUUGAAGUGGAGCUCCUUGUGUCCUGCCAUUUACCUGAGAGUCUCUGCCUCCCUCUGCUGGAAGCACAAUGAACACGUCUGCACACCUGUCCUCAACUCCACUCUGCAGGAGAAAGAAGAAAUGCUGAACCUGGUUUUCAACACCUCUGCAGUGGACAAACACCCUCAGAUGUGUGUGCAGUUUUCUCUACAAGGGAGCCACAAUAUAUCUUGCCCAUUCAAGGCAGAUAAGUCUUCAUGGGAGGUACAUCAUGGGCCGGGCAGGCAGAGUGUGUUUCUGUAUCUCAGGUCUUCUGUUCCUGCAAAGUUCUCAGCUCAACUCUGUGUCCUCAGUAGGAGAGAGUGUUUACCCAUUGGCCAGGUCCACUCAGUGACAAUGAAAGGGAAUACUGAGUCGAGGAUCACUGUGCCUCUUCACUUUGUUGCUGAGAAGCCGUGUCUGCAGGUGUGGCAGUCAGAUCCAGCUCUUCAUGGGAGAAGAAUUCUGUGCCCGGACUACACGCACAACAGAUGUGGCAUGUAUGCUGUGGGAGCUUUGGUGUUUGCAGUUGUUGUUGUUUUUCUUGGAAUUUUCAUCCACCGUCUCACCAAAAGUGGAGCUGCAGGUUGGCUGUGUAUCCAGGAGCCAGUGUUGCUGGUGUGCUCAUCAGAGCAGACUGCUCAUGUCUCUGCUGUGUGUGCAUUAGCUUCAAUCCUGCAGGGGGAGCUAAGCGCCAAAGUGCACAUGGCUUUGUGGGCCCAAAGCUCACAAACACAGGCUGGAACUGGAGUGGCAGAUCUGGGUCCACUUCCCUGGCUGUACGGCCAGUGGGACACCGUGCGGAGGGCACAAGGAAAAGUGCUGAUUAUUUGGAGUCCUGAAGCCACAAAGACUUAUGAGAAGUGGAGGGAGGAGAGGAAGAAUGUGGUUAAGAACGAGAAACAAAUGAAAGAUUACAGCAAAGAAGAGGUGAGACAUGAGAAAAAGGCAGUAGAGGUUGAAGAGGAUUUGAAACCAAAUGGAAGAAGAAUGGGAAAAUGCAAAAAAGAGAAAGCUGGAAGAAAAAAAGAAAAUAUGAAAUUAUUUGAUGAUAAAGAGUGGAAUAACCAGAGGGAGCCCUCUACAGUGAUAGCACCAGUAUUUAGAGCUGCUCUGGCCUGCCUGGAGGGGGCGCUGCAGGAGUGCAAAGGUCAAGGAGUGUCUCUGGUCUACUUCCAGGGCCUCUGCCACAGCAGGGACAUCCCCAAAGCCUUAAGAGGGGUCCCUCGCUUCUGCUUACCACAGGAUGUCAGGGGUCUGAUACAGGAGCUGGGAGGGAUGAGAAGACGGACUAAAACGGGUAAAUUCAGGUGGCACUGCUGGCCCAGACUCCUGUCCAAGGUGCUGUCCAUAUGGCUGGCCCGGCAGCUGGCUCAGAGACUGCAGACACUGCUGCCCCAGAUGCACGGGAAGAAAAUGCAGGGACAGAGUUUCACAUCAUCACUGAAAACGUUGCCAGGUAAGAGGCAGAGCAGGCUCAAGUUGCCACUAGAGGCCAACACGGCACGGCCAGGACCUGCACCAGAGCACGAGCCUCUACACGCGUCACCAUGGUGACCGGAGAAACUUUCAUCUCAGGUUUCACGUGUCAGACUUUUGUUCAGCUUGAAACUUGAUACGUUCACAUGAGACAGGGGAGCUGGUGUUCCAUAAUGAGCUUUUCAUUGCACAACACCAUCAUGUAAAAAAAUGCACCACUCAAUUUGCUUAUUGGGAAUAGGUAGACUGAACACUGAGCCCAGUCUCCUGCGUUCAGCCUCUAACAGGGGCCUUUCUUGUUACGAUGUUGACUGAAGCCAUAGUGAACACCUGUCUGGUCUGCCGUAUGUAAAUAUGCUAUCUUCUCAGAGUGUCAGUUUGCAAAUUAUACCUCACAUUUUUCAUAAGUGCAUUUAUUCUGAGAAAGAGUUAGAGCAACAGCUACUUUAUGACUGCAGAAAACAGGAAGUUGUACAUUUGCAUCGAAGUUUGUAAACAGGGACGUUAAACCAGAGCGGUUCUAUGGCUUCCAGUGUUCCAGUGCAGCAGGUGUAAAGAUAAACUGAUUUACAAAGAGGUGCGCUCGACAAUUUGGCAGUUAAUUCAGUCAUCAUUCAUCUGUCACGGCCUUUAGUGAAAGAGACCUAUUAUUAAAUAUGUGCACACAUACUACCUCUUUAAACAAGGUAUUAAUCAUCAAUGUUUUG
Messenger RNA from Centropristis striata (black sea bass), 3210 nucleotides. It is a transcript of the gene il17re, whose product is annotated as interleukin-17 receptor C. Gene Ontology annotation, molecular function: interleukin-17 receptor activity. Bases 203 to 2581 code for a protein of 792 amino acids. The transcript is spliced from 16 exons. The record is from RefSeq and is a predicted model, not a curated record. NCBI's taxonomy places the organism in Eukaryota, Metazoa, Chordata, Actinopteri, Perciformes, Serranidae.